AUGACAGUCUCUUAUAGAAAGAAAGUGAGAUCUCGAAGGAGCGUUUUCAAUCUUUGGAUUCCAAAUAAAGCAGCUACCCACAACAACAAAUGCGGUCCUUUUCCAUCCGAUUCCCCUAUAUCCGACGCCAGUCCUGCUUCUGAACCUAUCAUUACUACUGAGCCAGGCAAAGACCGACUUAAGAUCCGAUUGACGCGGAGUGGUUCCAAGCUCCUGCUGUUACUGGGGCUAGGGAGCUCUGCAAACAGUAAUAAGACGAGUGUGGAAUCCGUCUCAAGCGAAGACGCUCAAAGUCCAGAACAGCGAAGUCCACCCCUUCACACAACCGAACACAAUCAUAUUUACAUUACUGGUGAUGUUUCGCCAGACCACGAACCACCCAUCACUCCUUACGUCAAGGUUGAGCCUGUGGACCCCAGGUCAAUCCCCUCGACAAGAUUUCCAUCACCCGCAGAAUUUGGAGAGGCCAUACAGCAGAAUGAUGAAGGCGACGAUGGUGGGUGCAUAACCACCACUGGGCAUCAAAGAACUCCCAGUGCCAGGCUCAUCAAUCGACUUUCCCAAAGACUCUCCACGACAUUUGGUAAUCCCACGGUGAUCCGCCGUACUCACUUCCGCUCGAGGCCAGUUAUUCCCUUCCCUGAGUCUCCAAUAUCUCCUGGGCCACAAUUUAAGCAGGGUGAUGGGGCAAACGACAGCUCGAACCCUUCGACGGCACCCAGCAGCAAUGGUUCCCCACUUGGGCACUCUACUCCUCUCACUCCGGCCACAUCUGCGGAGCCGUCACCUUCAGAGAAAUUCAAAGCUCCUGUGACAGAUUUCCCCUCUCUGCCAGACAAUGUCACUGAUGUGACUGUACCCCAAGCCACCACAGGAAGCGCUUUUCCAAUCAUUGUGCCUUCCAUCGUGACCGUGGAGGCAACCGCCGUGGCGAAGGUGUUCUUGGAACUUUAUUUCAACUCGAUAUUCCAAAAUUGCGAUCCACGCGUACAGCGACAGCACGAACUUGAACAGCGUAUGUAUUCAUUUCAGCUUGCACCUGAAGAGCAGUUUGCGGCGAGAUGCAACUGGUUACUGCAGGAGAACGAACAUCUCCGUCAGUGUCGGACUCUCAAGACUAUGCGACCCAUUGGGAGCGAUAAUGCAAUCUCGGCGGCUGGCUAUGAGGCCAUUAAGGUUCUUGGAAAGGGCAGUUUUGGUGUUGUCCGAUUGGUACGUGAAAAGGAAGAUAAGAAACCUUCUUGCGAGGAAGAUUCUUCGAUUCAGGAGAGGUUUCCCAGCACCCGAGGCCGUCCCCUUAACAUGUUCAAGUCUGCUGUUGAUGGGACAAAACACAAUCGCCGAAGAUUCAUGAUUGGGGAAUACAAGGAUGUCUAUGCGAUGAAAGUGAUCAAGAAGUCUGACAUGAUUCGAAAUUCCCAAGAAGGCCACAUCCGAGCUGAGAGAGAUUUCUUGGUUGCAUCUGAAAAGUCUCGCUGGGUGGUCCCGUUGAUCGCAAGCUUUCAAGACGGAAAUCACUUGUAUCUCGUCAUGGACUACAUGGUUGGUGGAGACUUUCUGGGCUUGUUGAUUCGAAAAGAUAUACUCCGUGAGGACUGGACAAGAUUUUACGUCGCCGAAAUGAUCAUGUGCAUCGAGGAAGCUCAUCGGCUGUGCUGGAUUCAUCGCGAUGUCAAGCCCGAUAAUUUCCUCGUCUCUGCCUCUGGUCACUUAAAGAUCUCUGAUUUUGGCCUAGCUUUCAAUGGUCAUUGGUCGCAUGAUCAGUCUUACUACUACAGUCAUCGCUAUUCUUUGCUCAAGAAACUUGGCAUCGCAGUCACUGGUGACGCUGAAGACCAAAAGAAUACGGCGGAAGGGCGAACAAAUCCAUCAAAGGCAGCCUCCGACCCCCAGAGUAUGAUUGAUUAUUCCAACUACCAUACGCCCACCACAGAUUUAUUGGCAUGGCGUAACAGUAAAGAGAGGCGGCGAUUUGCCAAGAGCGUUGUUGGGACUAGUCAGUAUAUGGCUCCUGAGGUCAUUCGAGGUGAGAUGUACGACGGACGUUGCGAUUGGUGGAGCCUUGGAAUAAUCUUAUACGAGUGCUUGUAUGGAUUCACUCCUUUCGCCUGUGAAAACCGCCAUGACACAAAACUCAAGAUCCUGCAACACACGCGAACUCUGCAAUUCCCCAGAGAAAAGCCAACCGAUAAGCUGGUAUCUCAGGAAGCUAUCAACCUCAUCAGUCGAAUCCUCCAGGAGCGCCAUUAUCGCUUAUGUGCUCAGGAGUAUCAAGCCAACGACGUGCUAUCAGGCCGCCCUGUCACUGCUCAAUUUCUUUACUCCAUGGAUCCCCGAUACAGAUCUAUCACAAGCUAUUUUGUAUAUCCCAACGACGCUACUGAUAUCAAAGCCCAUCCGUUCUUCAGAGGUAUCCGUUGGAAUGAGCUCCACAUGACCCAGCCACCACUGAUACCCAGAGUUCGAAACUGGGAGGACACCAGAUACUUUGAUGACUGGAAGGGAAUUGCUAAUAUUGAAGAAGCGUCUCCGAACUGCGACUCGGAAGAGGACGACACUGAUCAUGAUGAAGAGCCAGUCUCUGCUGCACCAGAACGUCCCAAAUACCAGCAGGGUAUUACUCUUGAGCCGCCAACGACAGGUACAGCCCCUGCAAUGACAGCUGAAGCCAGUGCAAAGAAGGCCCAAGAUGCCGAGAGGCGAAGGGAUAAGAAGCGGCCUCGUGACAAGAUCCUGAGAGACAAGCAGAUUGGCAAAACUGCUUUGGAGAUACGCAAGAGAGGUGCUUUCUUAGGUUAUACAUACCGUCGGCCGAAGGGCCCGAAUUUGGCUCUGAACACGGAACAUGGAUGCCAACCAUUAAAUAGGGGGGGAUUGGCAGAGCUUUACGCCCUGUAA
Molecule: messenger RNA, 2898 nt
Organism: Penicillium pulvis
Lineage: Eukaryota; Fungi; Ascomycota; Eurotiomycetes; Eurotiales; Aspergillaceae
Product: serine/threonine-protein kinase
Exons: 4
Coding region: 1-2898 (965 amino acids)
Biological process (GO): intracellular signal transduction; peptidyl-serine phosphorylation
Molecular function (GO): ATP binding; protein serine/threonine kinase activity
Source: RefSeq, a predicted model, not a curated record